Molecule: messenger RNA, 798 nt
Organism: Aaosphaeria arxii CBS 175.79
Lineage: Eukaryota; Fungi; Ascomycota; Dothideomycetes; Pleosporales
Product: DASH complex, subunit Spc34
Exons: 3
Coding region: 1-798 (265 amino acids)
Biological process (GO): attachment of spindle microtubules to kinetochore
Cellular component (GO): spindle microtubule; DASH complex
Source: RefSeq, a predicted model, not a curated record
AUGAAAAUGCUAGAUGCUCACAUAGACCAGAUAUCGCUAUGCGCUGCUUCUAUUGCAGAUCUACCUUUUCCCCCACCGAAGAUCUUUACAAAUGCACUGCUCCAGCCUCAUGAUAUCACAGCUCUAAUACGCGACACUGAGCUGCAUGAACGUGCACUGUUUUCUGUCCCACCGCCUCCUCCGGCUCUCAAAGCACAGGACCCGACCUCGACCUCGAAUCGCCGGAACACAACUUUCAAUGUAAAUGGAGGUGAUGGGAACAUUAUUGCUGGCGGCGGCGCGAACGCCGUGAGAGCACCGCGAAGAAAUACUGCAGUAGCAGCGGUACUCGGUACGGAGCUAGUUGAGAGAAUCCGAAGAGGCGGUGGAGGUGGUGCAGGCUCAGGAGUGGGAUAUCGAUCCUAUGAUAGCACCAACAGGCAAUCAGAGGUGGACGUCGAAACACUGCUGGAGGGGGCAGAGAAACUUCUUGGUGUAUACCCUAUUCCAGGCGCAAGAGAGCGAAUCGCAGGCCUGCGACAACGACAUAACCGACUUCAAGACUCCAUUGAACAUUACGAGUAUCGAAUUUCUGAGCAGGUGGCUCAAUUAGAUAAGGUUUACUCUGACCGAGCACGAGACUACGAUAACGAGCUUGACGACACAAACGUAGAUUCUGACCCACCUGCUUUCGUACCAAUGACCGAGGAGGAUCUCAAGAAGGAGGAGGAAGAAGUCAGAUUCCUGGAAAGAAAGAGAAAGGGACUGGAAGAUCGUGUUCAUAACAUGAACCGUGACAUUUCGGGGGUUUUGAGGUAG